AGAUUUUCUAAUUGCAUUAUUUACUUUUCACGAAGCCCUAGACUGUCUACAUCACUUUAUUCUUUCUCAAAAAUUAUCACCGUCGACUCCAGCUCCGGCCUCAAUCUCCAUUGUUCUCGGCGACACAGCGGCGGUAUCACUCUCCAACAUCUACUGAGUAAACAUGUCAUCUCGGCCGGAAUUCCAAGCGCCUCCGGAGAUAUUCUAUAAUGAUAAAGAAGCUAGGAAGUAUACCUCCUCUUCUCGAAUCAUCAAAAUCCAAGCAGAGCUCACCGAGAGGGCUCUCGAGCUUCUCGCCUUGCCCAAAGAUGGACUUCCCAGGUUGCUUCUCGAUAUUGGUUGCGGGUCAGGACUUAGUGGAGAAACAGUAACAGAGAAUGGGCAUGAGUGGAUCGGUUUAGAUAUCUCUAACUCAAUGCUUAAUGUUGCGUUGGAGAGGGAGGUUGAAGGUGAUUUAUUACUUGCUGACAUGGGUCAGGGAUUGGGGUUUCGGUCUGGUCUUAUUGAUGGGGCCAUAAGUAUCUCUGCUAUUCAGUGGUUGUGCAAUGCUGACAAAUCCUCACACAACCCAAAACUAAGAUUAGAUGCAUUCUUUAAAUCUCUAUACAGAUGUUUCGCAAGGGGAGCAAGAGCAGUCUUUCAAGUGUAUUUUGAAAGUGUAGAGCAGCGAGUGUUAAUAUUUAAGUCUGCGCUUGAAGCUGGAUUCAUUGGUAGCUUGGUUAUUGAUUUUCCCCACAGUUCCAAGAAAAAGAAAGAAUACCUUGUUCUGACUUGUAGCCCAACAGUUCCAAAGCGUAAAGGCGACAAUAGUAGUGGAGAUGAAGAAGAUCAAACGGUAUGUGUUUCUGACACGAACAGGCCGAGAAAAAAGCAAAGAAUAAUGGAAAAAGAGAAGGGCAGGGAAUGGAUACUGAAGAAGAAGGAACAGAUGAGAAGAAGAGGGAAUGUUGUACCUGCUGACACAAAAUACACUGCUAGGAAAAGAAAGCCUCGAUUUUGAAAGCGCCAUAGGCUUUCUUUACACAAAACAUAGUUACAAUAGAUAUGCAUAAACGUAUUUAAUAGUUUUUUCAAUCUACACGUUGAAAGACACCAACACUAGGAUAUUCAAAUCAACAUAGUAUCUAUAUUUUACAUUAACAAUUUUUGUUUUGAAAAUUUGGGGCAGUUUGAAAUUAACUUAUUAAAUAACCUAUGGAGAAACUAUGAAAUUAACUUAUUGAUCUUGAUCGUGAGCCAUUUGAAAUU
Messenger RNA from Cannabis sativa, 1248 nucleotides. RefSeq names its product 18S rRNA (guanine-N(7))-methyltransferase RID2. The transcript is spliced from 9 exons. NCBI's taxonomy places the organism in Eukaryota, Viridiplantae, Streptophyta, Magnoliopsida, Rosales, Cannabaceae. The record is from RefSeq and is a predicted model, not a curated record. Gene Ontology annotation, cellular component: nucleolus. Gene Ontology annotation, biological process: rRNA (guanine-N7)-methylation. Bases 164 to 1000 code for a protein of 278 amino acids. Gene Ontology annotation, molecular function: rRNA (guanine) methyltransferase activity.